Messenger RNA from Myripristis murdjan (pinecone soldierfish), 4775 nucleotides. RefSeq names its product LLGL scribble cell polarity complex component 2 (gene llgl2). The record is from RefSeq and is a predicted model, not a curated record. Gene Ontology annotation, cellular component: cortical actin cytoskeleton; cytoplasm; plasma membrane. Gene Ontology annotation, biological process: establishment of spindle orientation; cortical actin cytoskeleton organization; regulation of Notch signaling pathway. Gene Ontology annotation, molecular function: GTPase activator activity; myosin II binding. NCBI's taxonomy places the organism in Eukaryota, Metazoa, Chordata, Actinopteri, Holocentriformes, Holocentridae. The transcript is spliced from 27 exons. Bases 320 to 3370 code for a protein of 1016 amino acids.
GCAGGAAACAGCGAGCCGCCGCAGCUGAGGAUUCAGGAGAACUGCAGACCUACUUUUAGGUUUUAAACCGGUCCUUAGACGGGACAUUUGAUCGGAAAAUACGUGGUGAACGACACCCUGAGACUCUGUGUUUUCUGCUCGGCCUCCUUUUAUUUGGGUUUGGAGUAGCAGGGCGUUACUAGCCAAGUAAAACACCGGACACUGACCGGAGGUUUAAACCUAACCAGUGGCUGUAACCGUCGGACAUCGGCGAAGCAACGGCCGUUUGGAGUCAGUGCGUAGUCUGUGGGCCUGCAGGCUCUAGGAGGGUGGUGAGAGGAUGAAAAGGUUCAGGCGACAUGGCCAGGAGUCCCAGAGAGACCGACUGAAACAGGAACUUUUCCAGUUCAGCAAGACAGUGGAGCAUGGAUUCCCCCAUCAGCCCAGCGCUCUGGGCUUCAGUCCCUCCCUGCAGCUCCUGGCCAUUGGCACUCGCUCUGGGGCCAUCAAACUGUAUGGAGCUCCAGGUGUGGAGUUCAUGGGUCUCCAUGAGGAGAAUGCUGCUGUGACACAGGUGCACUUCCUCCCACACCAGGUUGAACUGGUGACUCUUCUAGAUGACAACAGUCUUCACAUGUGGACGCUGAGAGCUCACAAGGGACUUUCUGAACUAUUAGAGAUAGGACGCUUCACACUCACCGGACCACCAGGCGCCCCCCCAAGUGUGACCAGAGUAACCGCAGUGCUGGCCCACUCCUCAGGAGAGCUGCUGCUGCUGGGGACAGAGGGCGGUCAUGUCUUUGUAGUCGAGGUCCCUGGCUUCAGAGAGCUGGAGGAGAGAAACAUCAGCCUCGAUCAAGUCUCCAGCAGUGUACCAGAUGAUUAUAUAGGCCGUAGGAACCUGGAGCAUGUGGAGGCUUUACAGGAGAAUCCAGUCAACCCAAACCAGGUUGUUAUUGGCUACGGCAGAGGCCUCAUGGUCAUCUGGGAUCUAGAAACACAGCGUGCCGUCCAGCACAUCCCUGCUACUCAGCAACUGGAAAGUGUCUGGUGGACAGAGGAUGGCAGCCAUAUUCUCAGUUCACAUAGUGAUGGCAGCUACUGUCGAUGGUCAGUGGGUGGGGAAGACUCAAAGGAUGAGGAGGAGAAAUCUGAUAUUCCUUAUGGACAUUUCCCGUGCAAGGCCAUUUCUAAAAUUGUUCAGCUACCUACAGCCAAUGGGCCUCCGUUCCUGGUGUUCAGUGGUGGUAUGCCCAGGGCCAGCUAUGGGGACAGACACUGUAUCAGUGUGAUCCACAGUAAAACACACGUGGCCCUGGACUUUACAUCGAGGAUCAUUGACUUCUUUGUCAUUAGAGACGGACCACAGCACACAGGUGAUCCCAGUGCACUGGUUGUCCUAGUAGAGGAGGAGCUAGUGGUGAUAGAUCUUCAGACAGAGGGCUGGCCAGUCAUCCAGACACCUUAUCUAGUUCCCCUCCACAGCUCGGCCAUCACCUGCUCCCACCACGUCUCUUCCAUCCCCCUCAAAUUGUGGGAGAGGGUCAUCGCUGCCGGAGAGCUACAGCUCACACACUACUCCAAAAAGCCAUGGCCAAUCACAGGAGGCCAGAACCUGGCCCCAGACCCUCCACAGAGAGACCUGCUUCUCACAGGGCAUGAAGAUGGCACAGUGCGUUUCUGGGAUGCAUCGGGAGUAUGUCUGUAUCCUAUGUAUAAGCUAAGCACCGCUGGUGUGUUCCACACAGACACCGAUCCCAAUGACAACAUGAACCAAGGCACUGAAGGAGAGUGGCCUCCAUUCAGAAAGGUUGGCUGUUUUGAUCCUUACAGUGACGAUCCAAGGCUGGGCAUUCAGAAGAUCCACCUAUGUAAAUAUAGUGGCUAUCUGAUUGUGGCAGGCACUGCUGGACAGAUCCUGGUGCUUGAGCUGAAUGACGAGGAAGCCGAGCAGACAGUGGAGGCUAAAGUCGUUGACUUGCUGCAGGGCCAGGAGGGAUUCCGCUGGAAGGGACACACUCGUCUGGAUGUGCGAGAAGAGCCAGUGCUGUUUCCUCCAGGCUUCCAGCCUUUUGCCCUGGUCCAGUGCCAGCCUCCUGCUGUGGUCACUGCCCUCACCCUGCACUCGGAGUGGAAGCUGGUGGCCUUUGGCACCAGCCAUGGCUUUGGGCUAUAUGACUAUCAACAGAAGAACAAUGUCUUUGUCAAAUGCACUCUAAACCCCAGUGACCAGCUGGCCAUGGAGGGUCCUCUGUCCAGGGUAAAGAGCAUUAAGAAAUCCCUCCGACAGUCCUUCAGGAGGAUUCGACGCAGCCGAGUCUCGCUCAGGAAACAUCAUGUCAACAAUGCUGCCAAGCUCCAGGAGGCAAAUGCCCGUCUGGAGGCUGAGCUAGCAGAGAUGGAGCUGGCACCUGUCCAGAGGAAGAUCGAGGCUCGCUCCUCGGAUGACUCCUUCACCGGUCUCGUACGGACACUCUACUUCGCUGACACCUUCCUUUCAGACAGUUCCCAUAACACACCCUCCCUAUGGGCAGGGACUAAUGGUGGCUCUGUAUUUGCAUACAUGCUCCGCCUUCCUCCUGUGGAGCACAGAACAGACGAACCCAUCACUGCACACCCUGCCAAGGAAAUCCAGCUCAUGCACAGAGCCCCGGUGGUUGGUAUAGUGGUGCUGGAUGGCCAUGGGGCUCCCCUUCCUGAACCCCUGGAGGUGGCUCAUGACCUGUCUCGCUCACCUGACAUGCAGGGCUCUCACCACCUCCUGGUUGUAUCAGAGGAACAGUUCAAGGUGUUCACACUGCCAAAGGUGAGCGCCAAGAUGAAGCUGAAGCUGACGGCUAUAGACGGUUCCCGGGUACGGCGGGUGGGCGUGGCCUGGUUUGGCAGCAGCCGGUCGGAGGACUACGGCGAGAGUGGCCUGGUGGUUCUGACCAACCAGGGCGACGUCCACGUGGUGUCGCUGCCCUCCGUCAAGAUGCAGGUUCAGUACCCCUGUAUCCGCCGAGAGGAUGUCAGUGGCAUUGCUUCCUGUGUCUUCACCAAACAUGGGCAGGGCUUCUACCUGAUCUCUCCAUCUGAAUUUGAGCGUUUCUCUCUAUCCACCCGCUGCCUGGUGGAGCCUCGGUGUCUAGUGGAGCUUCCUGCUCAUUCAGCCUCCCCCACCCAACACAGACCACAGCCUGAUGGAGCUACCUCAGCUCACAGAAAUUCCAGAAGAGAUAGUGAAGAUGCAGAAAGCGCUGCUAGACGUGUUAUGGAGCAUGCUUUGCUGAAUGAUGAGACGGUACUUCAGGAGAUCCAGAAGUCACUAGAAGUAGAUCAGACAUUGUUCCUGGAGAAUAAUGUGAAGAGUGCUGUGGCUGGAGAAACGGUGCUGAGCAAUGGAGACUGAGUUGCUGUCCCAUGUGCCUGAGGGCUGCCGCCAUCUAGCAGCACACCCACAGACGACGCCAACACUACUACCACUACUGACCCCUGACCCCUUGCCUCAGAGACUGACCUCCUGGUUCAAUCCCAGCUCGCCUUGGCUCCCUCCUGGUGAACUACCAAAGGGCUCUCAUCAGUAGCUCACUACACCGAGCGAGGAGGCUGUUAAAAGACUUGCCAACCGGCCCAGACAGAGAGGGCAGGGAGGGAUCACCGCCUGUGCCUCUGCAGCAUGGUCACAUGCCAUUCAACCCCAAGCCGCUUGGCAAACAUUCCUAACACGUGACCUACGCGACAAGUUCAUCACACAAAAUCUUGGCGCCAAUUCCCAUCCACACCAGCAUCUCCAGUAUACCAUAGACAUCACUUCUUUAAGCUCUGACUAAAAUAGCACCCAAUUUUCAGUCUUGAAAGCCUUUUUUUUUUUUUUUUUUUUUUUUUUUUUUACCAGCAGCCUUUUCACUUCAGCCUUCAGCCUGCUGAAGUGGUUUGUCUAUUCGCCGCUUCCCUCUGCUGCACAGUCUUGCUGGCCUUCAAUUCCUUCCACAUGGACAUAAGUGCAGUAAAUAAGGGGAAGGAAUACAUUUUAUUUUUAUGUUGAUGGAUAAUGUUUUGUAUCUUGAUCUCGACAUGUGACUUGUGCCUGUUUCUCUAUUUUUAUAUUCAAUCAGUCCUUACAAAACCUCAAAUCAACACAGAGGACUGUUUAAGGGAAAAGAAAUGUUUUCAGAGCAAAAAAAAAAGAUUGUAUGCUGCACAUGAUGCAGAAUUUGUUUUAUAUAUUUUGGAGCCACAUUUUGCCAGCAUUUUUUUUUUCUUUUCAGUUGCCACAUUCAAAGUUAAUGAUGGAUUAAUUUAGCAUCACCAUGCUGGUACAUUACUGUAUAUUGCUAACACAUCCCUCCUCCCCUCCCGUCCACUCUGUCACCUGAUGAAUAGUUUGUAACCUGCCGUAGGUACUUCUCUGCUACUGUGGAGCACACAAUGCUGUACUUUUUAGGGGGACAAGUUUGUAUGGGGUUUGGUUUUGAAUUUUUUUUUUUUUUUAAUGUAAAUCUUUUUUUUAUGCCAGCAAUGAAAAAUGUAAUUUAGGAAUGUAAUUUUAAGAUAAUGUAGUCAAAUGUUUUAAUAUAUAUGUAUAUGAAUCUGUACCUGUGUUUAACAGUGGGUCUAUUUUAACAGGGGUUGGCUGCUAUUUAGUCUGAUCUUACAAGGAAAUAUUUUGGUACUGUCUCAAAAUGCUGGGUAUUUUAGCAUUUGUGGCUUAGAAUAUAUUUUUGUAGUUAAUGAUUUAAAUCUGAGAACUCUAAUUUUUUUGAUUUGUAACUUCACACUAAAGUAUAAUUAUUAUUACAUGUUUUUCACAAGAA